Molecule: messenger RNA, 2616 nt
Organism: Morus notabilis
Lineage: Eukaryota; Viridiplantae; Streptophyta; Magnoliopsida; Rosales; Moraceae
Product: probable serine/threonine-protein kinase WNK3
Exons: 7
Coding region: 35-1846 (603 amino acids)
Biological process (GO): intracellular signal transduction; protein phosphorylation
Cellular component (GO): cytoplasm
Molecular function (GO): protein serine/threonine kinase activity; ATP binding
Source: RefSeq, a predicted model, not a curated record
UAUUUUUUUUAUUUGUGCUUUAGGAAGAGCGAGAAUGCCGUUGGAUUCGUCGUCCGAGCAAGAACCAGACGACUCUGAUGCCGGGUUUGUUGAGGUCGAUCCCACUGGUCGCUACGGUCGGUAUAAAGAGGUUUUAGGAAGGGGCGCUUUCAAAAAAGUAUAUCGGGCAUUUGACGAAUUGGAAGGCAUUGAAGUAGCUUGGAAUCAGGUUAAGCUGGCAGAUCUAUUGCGCCACUCGGAAGAUAUAGAACGCCUUUACGCUGAAGUUCAUCUGCUCAAGACUUUGAAGCACAAGAACAUCAUAAAGUUCUACAAUUCUUGGGUCGAUACCAAAAACGAGAAUAUUAACAUUAUCACGGAGAUUUUCACCUCUGGAACUUUACGGCAAUACCGUACGAAACAUAAGAAUGUCGAUUUAAGGGCGCUGAAGAAAUGGUCUAGGCAGAUCUUAGAAGGGCUCUUGUAUCUUCACAGUCACGACCCGCCGGUCAUUCAUCGAGAUCUCAAGUGUGACAACAUUUUUGUUAAUGGCAACCAAGGUGAGGUGAAGAUUGGUGACUUAGGACUGGCUGCCAUUCUCCGUCAGGCUCGUUUGGCUCACAGUGUUAUUGGUACUCCGGAGUUCAUGGCUCCUGAGCUUUACGAAGAGGAAUACAAUGAGCUUGUAGAUAUAUAUGCUUUUGGCUUGUGUUUGCUGGAGUUGGUCACGUUUGAGUAUCCAUAUGUUGAAUGUGCCAAUGCCGCUCAAAUAUAUAAGAAAGUGACAUCAGGAAUAAAGCCAGCGUCAUUGGCAAAAGUGACAGAUCCCGAAGUUAGAAAUUUUAUAGAAAAAUGUAUUGCAAAAGUCUCGGAUAGGUUGCCUGCUAAGGAACUUCUAAUGGAUCCGUUUCUCCGAUCAGAUGCAGAUGAAAGCAUAUCUCGUUCUGUUCUCGUCAGAAGUCAUAACUUAGCUACCGAUUCUGACAAGUCAAAUGCAGAAGGCAGUCAUGAUCAGGUUGAUAGUGGGACAACACGGAAGGAUUUUUCUGCUGAGGGAAGUAGAGACUUCACAGUGGAAGGUCAAAGGAAAGAUGUUAAUAAAAUAUAUCUGAAACUACGAAUAGCCAACUCUUCAGGUCAUGUUCGAAAUAUCCACUUUCCAUUUGAGAUAGAGGCUGAUACACCAAUUUCAGUUGCUAGUGAAAUGGUUGAGGAGUUGGACCUGACAGAUCAAGAUGUCUCAACAAUAGCCGACAUGAUUGAAUCUGAAAUUCGACACAAUUUUCCUGAAUGGACGCCCGAAUAUCUUUCUAGAGAUAAUUCUGAUGAAGAUAUUCCAAUUUCUGAUAGUGCCUCUGAAAUUAGGGAUGGUUCUUCCCCCUUGGCAAAUGAUUGUAGCCCUUUGAAAACACUUUCUUUGGAAAGAUUGCCUUCAGGGCGUAAGUAUUGGUCCGACUCACCCAAGGGAGUCAGCGGAAAUUCGCCAGUUACACACGGUCCUUCAAACUUGUCUUCUCCGGUAAAUUUGGCCAGGACUGGGAGUAGCUUGACUGAAGACGAUGAAGAGAAGGAAACAGAUGAACCAACUGAUGCACAAACUAGUGAUGGGAAAGAUGCCGCUGAAGAAAUAUGUCCUAGUAGCAGAGAAGGAAACUGUAACUUAUUGCAGGAUAUUGAACAAGAUGUUGAGAUCAUUGCUGAGAGACUUGAGACUUUGUUGGUUAAGCAGCAAAAGGAGCUACAUGAUCUCAAGAACAAGCAUGAAUCAGCAAUAUCAGAUCUUCUGAAGGAACUUUCUCCAGUAGCCCGUCAAAAGGUUUUAGAAAUGUGUAAGGUGAAGAUUCCUGACUACAGAAUGCACAGCUAGAUGCAUAGCUAAACCAAAAAUUUGCAAAAGUGGCGCUUCUUUAUGGUGCUUUAUGGUCCUUGUGUCUCUGACUCAAGUGCAUGACGACAUUGAUGAUUUCGUCCUUCAACAGGAAACAAUGAAAGGUUUUAAAAACGGCUCAUCUUUGAAGGGCUGAAGAUACCAUGCAUUUGGAAAGUUCGAAUACAUUAUUGACCUGUCGCCAACAUCAAGAAGGAUGUAACUAGUUUUUGAAUGGUCUCUGCUUGGAUGCUUCUUGAGUGAUCAACCAUGUUUACUUGAAAGUCAAACAUGAUAUAUCUAGCUGCUAUAUUGUUGGGAGACUAUGCAGCAACGUCAUAGCCCUGGAAGAGUCAUUCCUGUCAAAUUUGAGCUCAAAGGAUCACAAGAAUUCUUACCACUGAGGUUAGACAUCAUUCGGAUAAUUCAACUACUACGUCUACAAUAUGAGUUCAGCUAUUCCUUACAUACAGAUCACAUGCCAUGUACAGUAUCACACGAAUCAUCAAAAGUUUACGAGUCUAUAGAUAAUUGUACAGAUAAUUAUUCAUUCUCUUUUGUUUCAGUUAUACCAGUUUGCUUCGGAUUCUCUUUGUUUCAAUAGGAGCCGCAUGCGUGUGCUCCAUGAGAAACUCUACAAAUAACAGCCAUUCUUAAAAGUCGAAGUAUUCGUUUUCUUUAUCUUUGGAAAAGCAUAGUUCCAUCUUAUAGUCGAAUCUAACAUGGAUUUCAAAUGGAUUUAUUUUGUUGUCUUUAUUUUGAGGACUAUA